AUGCUGCUCAAGACGCUCGCGGCGCUCGCGCUCCUAUUCUCCGCCUCUGCCGUCCCCGGCUCGGAGUGGGGCGGCGACCACUCUCCCGCUCACGCUGUCGCUCCCGCGACCAUGCACGCGAACGCCAAGACCCCCACGGCCCGCCUCUGCACCGAGGAGUUCUCGCCCAACGGCCAAUACAUCGACCACGGCUGCGGCAUCGCGAUCCAAACCCACCGCAAGCGGUACAGCGGCGUGCUGUGCGUGCGCACGCAUGCGGACACCAAGGAGGGCGACGACGUCUUCCUCGCGCCGUGCGAGGCGCUCACGACCUCGGGCGGGAGGUGGGACAUGCUCCUCGGCUCGACGUCCAUUCGCAACAUGCAGGCCAGCGAGCCGGGAUACUGCCUCGCGGCGUCUUCGGACCGGACCCGCGUCGUCAUGGCCAAGUGCAAGGACUGCGAGGACCAGAGGUGGUUCACAUCCCUCAGCGAUGGAUAUGUGGGCAAGAUUCAGUGGGGCGGCCCCGAGAGUAACCUCUGCCUUGCCAAUCCUGGGUCUGGGCGUAAUGUUCGCGAGCUCAAGCUCGACUGGUGUAAUGACUUCCCCGGGCAGGUGUGGGAGAUGAGCCAGCUCGGUGAGGCGACGGGAUAG
This is a messenger RNA of Trichosporon asahii var. asahii CBS 2479, 633 nucleotides long. RefSeq lists its product as uncharacterized. The transcript has a single exon. NCBI's taxonomy places the organism in Eukaryota, Fungi, Basidiomycota, Tremellomycetes, Trichosporonales, Trichosporonaceae. Bases 1 to 633 code for a protein of 210 amino acids. The record is from RefSeq and is a predicted model, not a curated record.